Bombyx mori (domestic silkworm) is the source of this 11364-nucleotide messenger RNA. It is a transcript of the gene trio, whose product is annotated as triple functional domain protein. Gene Ontology annotation, biological process: protein phosphorylation; axon guidance. NCBI's taxonomy places the organism in Eukaryota, Metazoa, Arthropoda, Insecta, Lepidoptera, Bombycidae. The transcript has 47 exons. Bases 606 to 9251 code for a protein of 2881 amino acids. Gene Ontology annotation, molecular function: protein binding; protein kinase activity; ATP binding. Gene Ontology annotation, cellular component: extrinsic component of membrane; cytoplasm. The record is from RefSeq and is a predicted model, not a curated record.
CGCAAAUGUACCAAGUGUACACUAACAACCUAUUCAGUCAAACCCUGAUUUAUAACUAUUCUAAGUACAUACAUACCAAAAUUUAAAGUUUUUUAAAAUAAUACAUUUUGCUAAUAAUUCAAUAAUCAAAAUUUGUAAUUAUUAUUUCAAAUCAUGCGACAUCUGUAAAUUCUGAUAAAUGUAACUUAACCACAUUCCAUUACGCGUUCAAAAACUGAGUGGGUUCGAUAAACUCAACAAAUUUUAAAUUUAAAUUUCGAUACAAUUAAUAAAACAAAAGUAAAGAAUGAGUUUUUGUUGUUAUAGCCUUUGAUUAACAGAUUAAUAAACUUGUUUACAAUAGUUUAUUAUGAUGCUAAGGCCGGUAAAAAAACUGGCGCGCCAUUGUGGUUGAUUGAGGUAGUCGGUGAUUCUGUGAACCAGUGUGUGUCACUGAUGCGCCUUGUGUGUUUUUUAAUGUUUUAGCGCAGUAAUGAAUAUAUUUUUUACAAAUGUUUUACUGAAAGUAAUCACUAUGACAAUAAUGUGUGCCGAACCUUUUAUACCUGAUUAAUUGGCGUCUUGAGUCAUCACGGCUUCUUCAAGCAGUGCCCUAAGGGGUAGAGAUGGAGGCAGGAGCAAGGGCUCUCGACGUCCUCCCGCUUCUGCAGGAGCGGGUGGCGUCUCUCACUGGUGGUCGGGAUCGCCGGGGAAGUCCUAUCAUCUGGUUUCCGGCCAACUCAAGGAGGGAUCGUGUCGCUCCAGAUGACUAUAGACGUUUGAUACAUUACUUGAUCAGUAUACCUGGUGAAUCUGUGAAAAGUCUCGGAUUCACAAUAUUAAUUGACAUGAGAGGUUCGGCGUGGGCUGCUAUCAAGCCAAUCCUAAAGGUUCUUCAAGAACACUUCCCAUCAUCCGUCCAUCAGGCACUGGUAGUUAAACCUGACAAUUUUUGGCAGAAACAACGUACAACUAUUGGAGCACAUAAAUACAAAUUUGAGACAACAAUGAUUAGUUUAGAAGCACUUCCUAAAGUUAUAGAUAGUUCACAAUUGACUCCAGAUCUAGAGGGUACAUUGCAGUAUGAUCACCCACAGUGGAUUGAUCUAAGAUUGGCAUUAGAAGAAUUGAUGUGGCAGGCCGGUGAGCUUCUAGAUCGAUUAGAUGAUUUACAAGAGGAUGUAGCCAGAGCAGACUUUGCUGAUGAUGUGACGGGUGCAAGGAGAGCCAUUGAUGCACAUGCAGACAUUAGUAAACGACUUGCCAAAGUUCCUGUUGAUGAAUUAGAAGCACAAGGUGAGAGGGUGUUACAACGAUUAGAAGUGGCGGAGGCCGCGUGUUCCGAAGCUAGCGGUAGUGGCGCCGAAGGUUCUGCUUUCCACUGCGGAUCGCCGGGCGCCGUGCGAGCUCAACUUUCGGCUGUGCGGUCCGCGCAUGCGCAUGCCCAUAAACUUUGGCAACACAAAAAAAUGCAGCUAGAUCAGUGUUUUCAGCUCAGAUUAUUUGAACAAGACUGCGAGAAGAUGUUGGAAUGGAUCGUGAACCACCGUACGGCCUUCUUAGCCACGUACGUUGAGAUCGGACGGUCAUGUGCGGCCGCAAAACGUUUACAGGAAGAACACGCUAGAUUUGCAGCGGCGUGUACUAGCGGCGGAAGGCCGAGUGUCGCACGUGUGACGACAGCCGCGCGACGUCUCGCUGACAAGAGACAUUACGCUGAAAGUCAGAUAUCAGCAUUAGCACAAAGACUCGAAAGAGCUUACAAACAGUUGGCAGCCGGUCUUGAAGAACGUUCUGCAGUGCUGUCACUGUCGGUGGUAUUUCAUCAUAAAGCUGAGGCGUACGCUUCAGCGGUGGGAGGGUGGGGAGCGCAGUGUGCCGUCGCUCUACAACUAGCAACGGGUCAAGGAGGAGCGCCUUGUAACGAUCCGAGGGCAUUAGAACAACACGCCCAGAGACAUCGCCAACUUUACGAACACAUGUGUCAGGCCUACACUGAGGUUCAUUCAACAAGUAAAAAACUUUUAUAUCAGUUGGAUCAUUUAGUUCAAGUAUGUCAUCAAACGGAUCCCACGGAUAUGCAGAGUGAAGGCACAGUGAGUAGUGCGGGUAGCAGUGGUGGCGAUCCUGCAGCCGAUUACAGUUCGGGAGCAAACCACGUGCUGGCCGUAAUACAUCAAAUUCUUGGCCAUCACAGGGCUUUGGAAGCUAGAUAUCACCAAGCGAGACUUAAAUUGCAUCAAAGAUUAGCUUUGUUGCUCUAUAAAGAAGACUGUAGACAGGUAUUAGACUGGUUGGCAAACCAUGGUGAAGUAUUUUUGCAGAAAAAUACUGGUAUAGGAAGAAAUCUCCAUAAAGCUAGGGUUUAUCAGAAAUCUCAUGAACAUUUUGAAAAUGUUGCACAAAAUACUUACACAAACGCGGAGAAGCUGCUGGGAGCUGCUGAGGAGUUAGCCCGUUCGGGUGAAUGUGAUCCAGAGGAAGUCCUUGGAGUAGCGCGGGAACUCGAAGCUCAUGUAGCUGCCUUCGCGGCCAGGGUCGAUAGAAGAAGAAGACGACUCGACCUGGCCGUACUUCUGUAUACACAUGAGAAAGAGCUGCUGCAAUGGUUGGAUACACUGAGAAGCGGAGGCGGUGUAUGCGCUACAGACGACACUCCCGAAGCGGCACGAAGAGCUUUAGAACAAUGCGCCCAGCAUCGAGCAGCUAGCAUGGACGCAUGCGCUGCAACUAUCGCGCAGGGCGAAGCAUUAAUGCAAGACUUAAGAUCUUCUGGCGAUUCGGAUGCAACCAGCACCGCUGCCGUGGAAUCCACUUUAGAGCGAUUGCGAGGAACACGCAGUGCACUCGAGGAGCUGUGGUCCGAUCGCGAAAGGAAACUGGAGCUCACAUUACAGCUUAGACAUUUUGAAAGGGACGCUCUGGAGGUUUCGAGCCGACUAGAGUUGUGGGGUGACGAAUUGCAACGCACCGAACCGCCUCGUGAUCCCCAGCAAGCGGAGCAGGCCCUUGCAGCACACAACGAAAGUGUUGCUAGAAUGCAACACGCUACUUUUCAGGUGGUACAGCAGGGUCAAGAAUUGGCAGCAGCUAUUGCAGACGCUUCAGAUGUAAUGGCAUCUAGUGGUUCUGACGGGACUGAAACUGCGCCUCUUGAUGCACAAGGUCGUGUGCAGCUGCUGCUUGAGUUCCUUCACGACAGGCAGCUUGAUUUGGAAGAAUUGGCUGAAGAAAGACGUGCCAGAUUCGAACAGUGCGUGCAACUUGGACAAUUUCAAAAAGACGCAGCUCAGGUGGUCAGUUGGAUACGUAACGGAGAGGCUAUGUUGGCUGCGUCGUUCUCCAUUCCUGGAACUCUCUCUGAGGCCGAGCAGCUUAAAAGGGAGCACGACCAAUUUCAAGUGGCAGUGGAGAAAACACACGCCAGUGCUGUUCAAGUAAAGUACAGGGCUGAUGCGUUGAGGGCUGCCAAUCACUACGAUCCCCAUACCAUCAGAGAAAUAUCAGAGGAGGUAACUGAGCGCUGGCAGCGAUUAGUGACCUGCGCCGAGGAGCGUCACAAGCUCGUGACGGCCUCACUCAAUUUCUACAAGACAGCCGAACAGGUGUGUUCGGUGCUCGACUCAUUGGAACGUGAAUACCGCAGAGAUGAAGACUGGUGUGGAUCUGCAGCCGCUCCAUCAACUGACGAGCCGACUUUAGCUCAGUCUAUUGACAAAGCCGCACAGGUGGCUGCGCUUAUAGUAAAACAUGGCGAACAAAAAGAAGCAUUUCUGAAGGCCUGCACUCUCGCUCGCCGAACAGCCGAAACAUUCUUAAAGUACGCUGGACGUUCGGCUCAAGUUCACGGCCAGACUCCAGCCGCAAGCAAGGCUCAUCAUGAGCAGACACGAGCUAUACUUGACACCUUAUUGGCCCAAGAAACAAAGGUAUUGGAACAUUGGACGGUACGCAAGAAGCGUCUAGAACAAUGUCAGCAGUUUGCUUUAUUCGAGCGUUCGGCCCGCGCCGCAGUCGAGUGGAUCCGUGAGACUCAGGAACGCUGCGGAGCUGCCGCGGCCGCUGCUGCUGCGGGCGUCGCUAGGGAGAGUCGCGAGCGAGUGCGUUUGCUCGCUCAGUUGGCAGACGGACUAGUCGAGAAGGGACACCCUCAUGCCGUUCAGAUUAAAGAAUGGGUUGCUGCUGUUGACGCCAGAUACGCGGAAUUCAGUGGUUCUAUGGAAGGUGGAGAGAGCGAACCAGAAAGUGACUCAGGCGUGGCUCCAUCCUUAGCAUCAUCGCAAUCUGCUGAUAACGACAACCGUGCUGAACCACAGCCACCAACUAUAGGCGAUGAUAAACGGCGUAGCGCCAGACGUAAAGAGUUUAUAAUGGCAGAGCUGCUACAAACUGAACGUGCCUACGUGAAAGAUCUGGAGACCUGCAUUACUUGUUAUUUGCGUGAAAUGCGUACCGAUCCCGCCUCCGUACCGCUGCCACUUCAAGGAAAGGAGGACUUGAUAUUUGGUAACAUAGAAGAGAUUCAUCGUUUCCACGAGCGCGUUUUCCUCAGAGAAUUGGACAAAUACGAGACGAUGCCGGAAGACGUCGGCCACUGCUUCGUGACUUGGGCGCGCGAGUUCGAUAUGUACGUGUCGUACUGUCGCAACAAGCCAGACAGCAAUGCGGCUGUCGUCCAACACGCCGGCGAUUACUUUGAGAGGGUGCAACGAAAGAAAAAACUCGAGCAUCCACUCGCCGCUUAUUUGAUCAAACCGGUUCAAAGGAUUACCAAGUAUCAACUGCUGCUGAAGGAUCUUCAGGCAUGCUGUGCUGAAGGACAAGGAGAGAUAAAGGACGGCUUGGAAGUUAUGCUCUCAGUGCCAAAGAAGGCCAAUGAUGCGAUGCACCUCUCUCUGCUCGAGGGGUGUGACGUCCCGACUGACAGCCUCGGCGAGGUCGUCCUCCAGGACUCCUUCCACGUGUGGGACCUUCGUCAGAUCAUCAAAAAGGGACGCGAGAGGAGAGUCUUCCUUUUCGACUUGCAUCUGCUUUUGGCGAAAGAAGUGAAGGAUUCGCACGGAAAAGCCAAAUACAUUUACAAGACUAAAUUUAUGACAUCAGAACUUGGGGUGACAGAACACAUCGAAGGAGACGAAUGCAAAUUCUCGGUGUGGACUGGCCGCGAGCCAAUGGCCAGCGACUGUCGCAUCGUACUUAAGGCACCCUCGCUUGAAGUGAAGCAAACUUGGGUACGGAGUCUCAGGGAGGUUAUACAGGAAACUUAUUUCAGCUGUGCCCUGCCUCCCAGGAGCCCUGCACGGGUUCGCCCUACAAGCUCUCAACGAUCUAGCAGGGAUUUCGAAGACACCGUACUAGACGAAACGACGGAAAAUCUCGACAGAAACUCGCUCGCGUCUUUCGGCAGUGGUAAUACCACGGAUUCCGAUAAGGCCGGACCAGAAAUGACAUGGGUGAUUUAUGAGCACACCUCGGGUGGAACUGGUGAACUAACUGUGACAAAAGGCCAGCAAGUGGAGGUGGUAGAACCGUGGACCACUCGGCCUGACUGGUGGGUGGUCCGGGUUCCAGGGGAGCCACCACUAGAAGGUGCAGUACCAGCUCAGGUGCUCAAGCCGCAGCCACAACAUCCGCCACAUAAGACAUCACCCUCCAGACGUCCUCUAAGCCAACCCUGUGAGGAAACGCUAGAGGCUUCCAACUCCGAUCCUGGGAGCAGUGUGAGCGCUGCCAGCCCAGGCAAGCAACGUCGUGGUUUCAGCGGAAGAAGAUGGUUAGGGUUAAGGAAAACCACUCAAGGCAAAGGGGAGAAGACACCGAGCGGUGGGCAGUCUCCUGCUACUAGCAAUAAUGCUAGCGCUCCAGCCCCACCUCCCAUCACUGCUCCUGCCACGACAUCGACUUCUGCUAACUCUGCUCCUGCAUCGUCCACUGUCCCUAUACCCGCUCCUACUGCUGCACAAGCUGCUGCGUCACUUGCACCAUCAGCUGCGGCUAACGCCACGAGCGGCUCUUCAGCGAAUAACACCGAGAAAACGCCUGCCAAGAAAAUGUCGGCUGAAAAGAAACUAAAGUUCCCUUCGUUUGUGAACAACGUACGCAGUGAUGAUAGCAUUGACAGCGAGCUUGGUGCGUGCGCCGUUCUCGACGAGGCUGAAGAUGAUCUACCCGACGUCGAGCUGCCGCCUCCCAUGAAACCGAUUCAGGAUCCUCAAGCAGUACUUCAGCAGGCGCCUUCAACUGCCGUACCAGCGGACGCUACGCCCGCCGCCCUGAACUCGUUGGCAAUGGACUCGUUGGAUAAUAACGGCGGUCCGGCUGAUAUAUCAGAAAUUGAACGGAUCGUUCAGGAGAAAAUGCAACAGCAUGGUGGGGCUGCCAACGUACAGGAGCCCACAGGAGAAGAAGCAGGACAAGAAGGGGAGGCCCUGCCGAUUCACACCCCGGAGGAACUGGCCAUUCUUAAGAAAAGGGAAUAUGUGCUCCGAGAACUUAUUGACACUGAAGAGAUAUACGUCUCUGACUUGCGUCUCAUCUGCGAAGGCUAUAUGCGUCACAUGCAGGAUCCUCACGGCGAACCGACCCUGCCCGAUAAUCUGCGCGAUCGUCGCUACAGAAUGAUCUUUGGCAACAUCGAGGCGAUCUACGAAUGGCACAGAGACAAGUUCCUGCGCGAGCUGCGUAUGUCGCUGACCCACCCGGAACUGCUCGGCACGUUGUUCCGUCGCUUCCUCGAGAAACGUCUCUACGAGUCGUACUGCCGCAACAAGCCGGUCUCCGAAUACAUCGUUUCCGAACACGAGCACUACUUCCAGGAGUUGCGUCACAAGCUCGGACAUAAGCUGCAGUUGGGCGAUUUAUUGAUCAAACCGAUCCAGCGCAUCCAGAAAUAUCAUUUGCUGGUCAAGAAGAUUCUGUCGUACUCCGAGCAAGCGAACUGUCCCCCGCACGUGCUGGCCGGACUGCGUGAGGCUGUCCACUGCACCGAUAUCAUACCGAAGAACGCCAACCUCAUGAUGAACUUCGGACGCUUGCAGGGCUUCACGGGCAACAUAACCGCCCAGGGGAAACUGUUGCUUCACGAGACAAUGAUGGUGUCCGACAACCCGUCCGGUACCGACAAGGGCAAGGAACUGAACGUGUUCCUGUUUGAGCAGUGUGUCAUCUUCAGCGAGGCGGUCGGAAAGAGAUCCCAGUUCACCAGCCCUACUUACAACUACAAGGGACACGUUCAGGUGAACAAAAUGGAACUGGAGGAGGCCGAAGCUCUGGGCGGUUUCAUUAUACACUCGGUGUCUCUGAAGAAGCCGCGUCAUUCGUUCUUGUGCCGCGCUCCGGACGGCAAGCGCCAGGAGUGGGUCUCGACUCUGUCCAACAUCCUGCAGUCGCAGCGCAUCUUCGGCGAGGCCCUCGAGAACCCGGGCGCCUACCUGCGCGAACAGCAGCACCGCGACAAUAACCGCGAACACAAUACUGUUGGGGAGGGUUGGUGCGGGCUGCAUUACGUACCGUUAUCGUUAGACGGACGCCCUGAAUUGCGACAGAGGACGCAGCGACCCCACACUAAAGCCAACACUAUCAACUUGCCAACGACAACCACCACACGUUCGGAGGACCGCAAGAAGGCCGCCGCUAGCGUCGCCAGCUCGGCUUUCAGUCCGACGUCGCCGCCGCACGCGAACGGCCUAUCGAAACGGCCCUGGGGCCUGAAGCUGCGACGCGGCGGUAGCGCCGCCAGCGGCAGCAACGAGUCCAGUACUGAAGGGCACGUCGUCGAGCUGCGUGCUCCCGAGCUCGCUGAGCCCGCCUCCGACGUCACUGUGGCACCAGGAGCCUCAGCGUCGCUCGCGUGCCGCGCCCGAGCCACGAGAGCAACCGCCUCCUGGCGCAAGACCGCCCCUGAAACGCGAGCUCUACGACACGGCGGUCGCUUCGCCAUUACUUUUACUCCAGAUGGACUCGCAACCCUCACGAUACACGCUUGUCGCGCUUCUGAUGCGGGAGUUUACUGUUGCCUGGUCAGUAACGAGCUCGGCGGCGUCCAGACAUCUGCUCGAUUAACUGUCGGGUCUGGUGGUACACCUGGGGUACCGGCAGUUCGCGCUCAUCCUGGCGGGGGCCUCGUCGUUCAUUGGGAUGAGCCAUCGCCCACUCAUCUCGAAUAUUGUCGCGUCGGUGAAGGCGAGUGGCGUCGAGCUACAGAGACUCCGGCCACUGCGAACACUUUGGCUUUAGAAGAAUUACCAGCUGGACAAUACAGUUUCCGGUUGUUGUGCGCCCGGAGCGGUGCACCGGGUCCUGCCUCGGGUCCCGCGGCCUGCGGCGGUGGAGGCGCCUGGCAGCGAGAACAAUUUGCCAGACGGUAUAGCGUGGAAGAAGAAAUUGGACGCGGACGGACCGCACGAGUCUUGGCUGCUCGGGACACCGGUACAGGACAACGGGUCGCAUUGAAACAGGUAUUGGCCGGACGCGGUGCUGACGCGACUCGCGAGUACAAGAUAUUGUCUCGGACCGCUCACGGGGCGGUGGUGCGGGCGCUGGCGCUGUUCGCGGAAGUGCCGCGUGCCGGCGCGCACACGCUGGUGCUGGAGCUGGUGGGGGGCGGGCCGCUGCUAGACUGGGCGGCCGCCAACCCGGCCCUGUACACGCAGCAAACGGUCGCGCACCAUACGCGGCAGCUACUCUCGGCCCUCGACUGGUUUCAUACCAUCAACGUCGCACAUCUCGAUGUCAGGCCGGAAAAUAUCCUAGUGGAGUUGGGCGGAGUUCAGCCGCAACUUAAGUUAGUCGACUUGGGAUCUGCUGUUGAAACCAUCGAUGGCGGAGCAGGGAACUCUGGCAGGGAGGUGCUGCCUCCCGCUCCUGCUCAGUUGGAGUUCGCGCCUCCCGAGUGUGUCCUCGGCAGACCCCCGGCCCCCGCAUGGGACGCCUGGGCAGCGGGCGUCUUCUUAUACGUGUUCCUCACGGGACUAUCGCCGUUCUUAGACGAGUCAAUAGAAGAGACGACAGCAAACAUCAUCAAGUGUGAUUACUGCUUUCCUCCCGAACACUGGUCCGGCAUCGAGGAGAGGGCCCAGCAGAUCAUACGCGGCCUCCUGGACCCGGCGCCUGCCAACCGACUCUCCCCGCACGAUGCACUCAAGCACUCCUGGUUUGACGAGGCUCCGUCGACGCUGUUGUCGGCGACCCAACUGAAGACCUUCUUGGAUCGGCGGCGACCUUCGGGACACGGCAACGCCCUACACUCGCUCCGGUCACCGAACGACACCUGAGGAGACGCGAGCGAGGAACUCCGUCUACAGCCGCCGUCGGAGCGAGGGCUCGCGACACAGGUGACGACUAUGACUGAUCAUCCAACCAUCCAACAUUUAACUAUAACACAAAAGAACACACAUACUUGAUUACAGCGAAAUUAUUGUUAUUCAGUUCACACGCUCGUCCGUGAAUUAGGAGUCGACGCUCAGCCAUAGAUGUGGAUUCGGAAUUCGCUUUCAUGAAAGUAGUCGCGACGUUGAUGAAUAAAUUGGGCAGUUUUUUUCUUUCUCUAAGCCUAAGGGGCUAUUCCAGCUUCGCGCGCAUCGGUAGGUGAGCUUACGGGCUAGCUCUAGGAAGAGCAGUGCUUCGCAGAAUCUACCACCGAAAAUUGGGCAGUGAUAGGUUUGGUUGCGGCGGCGGCCUGUUUUAAGUUUUCAAGUUAAUGCGACGUCACGAUCGUUAGCCUUUUAGACUAAUCUUUUUUACUAUAAUCAUUCUAUAGUCAAUGUGCCCACCUUUUGAGUUCGGUUAUUUAGUAAUGUGAAAUUGUUUAGCGGCGUGUCUUUUUAAUAAACCAACAUGGCGAUUUUAUUUUAUUUCACUAUGAACAUGCCAAAUCGUGUCUAUUCGUGUGUAACUGUGUAAGACGCUCUUUCACAGAUUAAUCAUAAAUUCCUAGGCCAUUCCAGAAGUGUAGUUAAAUUAGCAGGGUCGUGCUUCUUGCUGUUUCUGGAUUCCAAACUUUUAUUCUCUAUAUCAUUUUAAAGAUUUUUUUAUUAAUUUCUUUUAUGUAUUAAUAAUAAGUUUUAAUUUAAUCUAUACCUUUAUUCUUUGCGUUCUAACAAUAUAUUUAAAAUGUAUAUUUUAUUUCAUUUAAUGUUAUGACAUUUUCUAUAUAAAAUGUUUUUAAGUAAUCUUUGUAAGAAUCCAGCGAUGGCGAUAACACAACCUAAUUUUAUAAACAAUUAAAUAUUUGGCAUAUGUACCUAAAUUGUGUAUUUCUUAAAAUGGCCGUUUGUAAGGAAAAGUGUCUGUGAUUUAUGCUAAAAUAAAAAUAAUUCAUGCUUAUUCCUAAUUUAAUGUACGUACUUUGUUAAAAAAAUAACUAUUAAUUUGUAUAUAGAUAUAAGUUUUAGCACGUAAAUGUUCGUCUUAAUUUGUGACCAAAAUUUCUAAAUUCGGAAGUAAGUGCAACGUGAAAAUUUUAACUUGACUGUAACAACGUUCGUGUCUCUGUUCGGAUAGGCGAGGGGUAUUAUGUGAAAUGUUUUGUUUUGAUCUAUUUUAAUUUUUAUAAGCGAUCGCAGUCAAUAUAGUUUAAGAUAUAUGUUCCAGCUUGCUUGAUUAGAUGUAAGUGAUGUAACGAUACAACUCUAUUAUUAUAAUUUGUAUUCACUGUACUGAUUGAUAUUAUCGCACAAAGUAUUACGUGAUCGAAUACUUUUUAACUUGAAUUUUUAUUUUCUAAUUAAGAAACGUCCGAACAAGGCGAUGCGAAUUAUUUCGUAGUGUUUUAAAAUAAUCUAGAUCUUACGAUAAGGAUCGUCAAACUUAUUUUAAACAUCACAUUUCGUUAGUCGCUACAAUUCGUGAUUCUUGCAUUCAUUAUUUUAAAGAAUGCUUUUUAUAUUGAUGUAAUAUUAUACCUUCAAUGUACUGUAAUGUUUAUUGGAUUAAUCACUAUAUAUGCACAUAUAACUUCGCCGCGUUUCUUAAGUAUCUUAACUUGUAAUUGUUUAUAAUUAAAAAUGAUUUAAUUGUCAUACGAUUCAAAUUAAUCAAGAGGUGAAUAUUUUAUCAGUUGAUUUAUUAAAAUAACUUCCAAUAAGUUUGUUCUGGAAUUACAAUCGCACAAAUAUAAAAUGUUAAACUGAAAUAAUUAAAUAGGGUUAUCUUAUCCCGAUCGACAAUUUAUGAACUUGAAACUAUACGACAGACUUAUUGAGAUUCCGCCGGAGACGUGGUACUAAGGAGCAAUUUUAAUCAGUUUUAUCUCCAGUAGAGAUUAUUUAUUGUAAUUAUAAUUCUCAUUCAAAUUGCAUCGGACUGUAGUCAGUCGCGAUCAAACAUCACCGUGUAUUAGUACUGAUGUUAAUAAUAUAAUAAAAUCAAAUAUAUCAUUUUGUGAAA